AUGAAGUGUACCGGCCAGAAAUAUGCGUUAUCAGGAGACGAGACGUGCCAGAGUUGCUCAUUUCCAUACAUGGUCCGCAAUGAAGACAACUGGUGCACGUUGCUUUGGUUUGUGCUCUGCGUGCUCGCAUUCGUCCUUGCAGUGCUUUUGUUUGUCGCAAUCUUCGGGCGCCUCCGACUAUCCUGCCUCAAAAGGCGAAUCACGGCCAUGGUCGAGGGGAAGAAUUGGCAGGAGCUCUAUGCUGCCAAAACGAGUGUGAGGGAAUAUGGCAUGUGGAAGAACACGGCCAAGGGCAUCCUGGCCACGAGCAGGGCCAAGGUCAAGGCCGAGUCUUGCGCGCUGGGGAUCUCACUGCAGUACGCCUUUGAAGAGCUCGAGCAGGUCUACCAGGAGAAGGCGCAGCAAGCCGAGUGGCGGUGGAAUGGUUGGCCAUCCACGCGCAGUGGCUACCUGGUCUAUGCCCGCAACAGCGAGGUCUCUGCCAAUGAUGCCAUCACUGCUUGGACAAGAAUGUCGACGUGCGAUCGUGGCAAGCGUUCUGACGUCGGGCCUUUCGCCCUGGGCAAGGACCAGUGCUGCCCACGGGAUGGCCGUGCUGAUUGCAGCGUGGUGGACGCACUGCGAUCGCAGGGGCAGAGCGGGAGGGCUACGUGGUUUAUGUCUUGGGCGUGGUCGUACCAGUUCGCGACGGUGAUCAAAGCCUUGAAAAGAUGGUGGGCCAAACACCAGAUUGUGUCGGGUGAUGGCUGCAGUGCCAGCAGCAUCUACAUUUGGUGGUGCGUCUUCGUGAACAACCAAUUCAGAAUGUUAGAAGAAGGCAUUACCGAAGAUCCGGGUGACCUUUUCGAGGUCUUUGGCGGACGGCUGACGGACAUUGGCAGAAUGCUGAUGUGCAUGGACAAACUGAGAGAUGGUGGCUGGGCCAUAUACCUUUGGCAAAACUUCUUUUGCGAUGGUGCAUGGUAA
Symbiodinium pilosum is the source of this 966-nucleotide messenger RNA. The record is from the annotation of a GenBank genome assembly. Lineage: Eukaryota; Dinophyceae; Suessiales; Symbiodiniaceae.